Molecule: messenger RNA, 700 nt
Organism: Nipponia nippon (crested ibis)
Lineage: Eukaryota; Metazoa; Chordata; Aves; Pelecaniformes; Threskiornithidae
Source: RefSeq, a predicted model, not a curated record
CCUGCAGCUGGACAAGCUGACCACCGAGAUGCGGCUGUACUACCAGAGCAGCGGCUGCGCGGCAGAGCUCGCCAGCGCCCAGGCAGGGGACAUCGUGGCCGCUCCCUAUGGGGACAGCAGCGACUGGUACCGAGCCCGCGUCCUGGGCACCCUGGAGAACGGCAACCUUGACCUUUACUACGUGGAUUUUGGGGACAACGGGGAGGCCCCCCGCGAGGCGCUGCGGGCCCUGCGGAGCGACUUCCUGAGCCUGCCCUUCCAGGCCAUCGAGUGCAGCCUGGCCGAUUUGGGGAACCGGGGAGACGUGGUCAGCGUCAAGAAACACCUGGGUCGCAACAAGCUGCUGCCGCAGGGGCUGGCUGUCUACGCGUCGCCGGAGAACAGAAAGAUGUUUGAGGAGGAGAAGAAGCUGCGCCAGGAAGGGAAGCUGGAGGUGCUCCAGACCCAGAGCGGGGAGAAGACCAUCAGGUUCCUCAAGAGCUGCCGCCUCGAGGUGGGCAUGAAAAACAACGUCAAGUGGGAGCUGAACAACGAAAUCGUGGCUCGCCACUUCCUCAAAAACGUGAGUGGUUCUCGCCGGCGUUGCCCGGAGCCGGCUCCGUGCCGGCCAGAAGCUCUGUGCCGCUGCCGGGAGCGAGCGGGGCCGCGGGAGUCGGUCGUGGGGGCCCGGAUCCCGGGGGACGUGGCCGAAGGGGUUUAG